AUGGAUGCUAUGCUUGAGGCCCUAACUUUUUGUGAACUGGUGGAUUUUGGGUUUGUGGGGCCAAAGUUCACGUGGCGGGGGACAAGGGGUGGAGAGGAGGUGCGGGUUAGGCUGGAUAGGUUUAUGGGUACUGCAAAUUGGCGCGACUGGUUCCCAGGGUCUAGAGUCCGGCAUCUGGAUCCAUGCAAGUCUGAUCACCUCCCUAUCCUGUUGGAGAUUAGGGAACAAAAGAAAAGAAAGAAGAGACGUAAAAGGCGCUUCAAGUUUGAGGAGUGUUGGUUAUUGGACAAGCAGUGUAUGGAGGUGGUUCGAACUAGUUGGGAGAAGAGACAGGCCCUGGAGUCGGAACUGAAUGAUCUUUUGCAGAAGGAGCAGGUAUUCUGGCGUCAGCGGGCGAAGGCCUUCUGGUUAAAGGAUGGGGACCUUAAUACCAGAUUUUUUCACCAACGUGUUAAGAAUCGUAGGAAGAAGAAUACCAUUACUGGGCUUUUUGAUAGGGAUGGAAAGUGGUGUUCGAUUGAUGACGAGAUUGAGAAAAUUGUGUUGGACUACUUUGGGGACCUAUUUUCAUCGGUAAGGCCUGGGAAUUUCCAGAACAUUCUAGAAGCAAUGAGUGGGGGGGUGUCUGUGGAUGAUAAUUAUAAGCUAGCUGGUGUGGUUGAGAAGGAUGAGGUUUUCCGGGCAAUUAAGGCUAUGCAUCCGGCCAAAUCCCCUGGGCCAGAUGGGUUUUCGCCUAGUUUCUAUCAAUCUUUUUGGGAGUUAGUCGGAGAUGAUGUGGUCGGGGCAGUUCGUGAAUUCCUUGAAUCGGACGAGUGUUUAAAAGAGGUGAAUAGGACUUUUGUGGCAUUGAUUCCGAAGGUGGAGGCCCCUGUACAUAUGACUCAGCUCCGUCCAAUAAGUCUUUGCAAUGUGAUCUAUAAAAUUGGGUCCAAGGUUCUAGCUAAUCGCUUGAAGCCAAUGCUUGAUUCACUUAUUUCACCGUUCCAGAGUGCAUUUGUCCCGGGUCGGCUUAUUUCGGAUAACUCUUUGAUGGCAUUUGAGAUUUCACAUUGCUUGAAAAAUAGACGGAGUGGAAAGAAAGGUUUUUGUGCUUUGAAACUGGACAUGAGCAAGGCGUACAAUAGAGUGGAAUGGGUGUUUCUUGAGGCGGUCAUGCGGAGAAUGGGUUUUGGAGAGGAGUGGAUUAGAUGGAUCAUGCGGUGCGUUACUACGGUCUCUUAUUCGUUUAUCGUUAACGGAGAACUGAGAGGGCGGUUGAUUCCAACUCGGGGAUUGAGGCAGGAGAAGGCAGAGUGUGAGGUUUUGAGGAAUAUCUUGCUGGCAUAUGAAAGCUCGUCCGGUCAACAGGUAAAUUUCCAGAAAAGCCGUAUCUCAUUUAGUAAAAAUGUGGAUAUGGAGUUAGAGGAGGCGAUUGCUGAUUACUUUGGUGUUGAGAGAGUAGAGAAGCAUGACAAGUAUCUUGGCCUCCCUACUGAGAUAAGCUACUCCAAAACAGCAGCUUUUAGUUUCUUAAUUGAUAAAGUCAGAACACGAACCCGGGGUUGGCGUGAGAAGACUCUUAGUGGUGCGGGGAAGGAGAUUAUGAUCAAAGCUGUGGCUCAGGCUAUUCCCUCCUAUGUGAUGAAUUGUUUCGAAGUGCCUAAACAUAUUUGUAGUGAGAUGCACAGGUUGAUGGCUAGAUUUUGGUGGGGUGAGGCGGAGGAGGAGCGGAAAAUUCACUGGGUGGCUUGGGAGAAGAUGUGUUGCUCGAAAAAUGAGGGUGGUCUGGGUUUUAGAGAUAUGCAUGUCUUCAACCUAGCCCUUCUAGCUAAACAGGGGUGGAGAAUUGUACAAAAUCCGGAUUCGAUCAUUGCUCGACUGUUGAAAGCAAAAUAUUUCCCUCGAUGUUCUUUUAUGGAGGCUGAACUAAAGGGCGGCGAAUCGUAUACAUGGCGUAGCAUUUUGUCUGGUAGGGAGGUUCUCAAAUUGGGGCUUCGAUACCAGGUCGGUGAUGGGAAGAGUAUCUCAGUGUGGUACGAUCCGUGGAUGCCGCUUCCUAGUUCGUUCAAGCCUUAUUCACCAAUUAUGGAAGGGACGGAAGAGUUGAAAGUGGGGGAUCUGAUUGAUGAGGAGGCUAAGGAGUGGGUCGUUGAGUUCAUGGAGGAGUUGUUUACUCCAGGUGAGGUGGAGUUGAUGGCGUCUAUUCCACUUAGUGUUCGAGGGGCAACUGACAGGUUAGUAUGGCAUCAUGAUAGAAAGGGCAUGUUUAGUGUGAGAAGUGGAUAUCACGUAGCAAAUUCUGCAUGGAAUUGCAUGGGAAGGGGUUCAACGUCAUCAGGGGACAGUGGUGGGGUCAACAUGAAGUAUUGGGCCAUGAUAUGGAAAGCUAGAGUUCCACCAAAGGUGAAAAUUCAUGUUUGGCGACUUCUAAAGGGUAUCUUGCCGACUAAGGUGGGCCUCCAACGUAAACAUGUCACGUUGCCAGAUCUCCGUUGUGUUUUCUGCUUGGACGAAACGGAAACCGAGGAGUUUCAGAAAUAUCACCCAAAGGCGGUAAAAAAGAAGAAGAGGCCGCCGUCUAAGUGGCAGAAUCCUCCCAGAGGUAGGCUGAAAAUCAAUGUUGAUGGUGCUUUCAGAGUUGAUAGUGGAUGUGGAGGUAUUGGAGUAGUGGUCAGAAAUGAUUCUGGUACGGGUAUUGCUGCGCUUGCUAGACCUUUUGUACAUGCACACUCGGUUCUUAAUAUGGAAGCGGAGGCGUGUAGAGCUGGUCUACUUCUUGGGAUUCACCAAGGUUGGGAUGACAUUGAUAUUGAAAGCGACUCUGCCAUUCUGAUUGCUGCUCUACAGAGUGAGGAGAAGAAUUUCUCGGAGUUUCUACAGUCGAAAUACAGACUUUACAAAUUCGAAUCUAAAGUAAGGCGAUUAAGUGAUAACAAUUCAUUCAUCUUCUCAACUUAA
This is a messenger RNA of Rosa rugosa (rugosa rose), 2937 nucleotides long. RefSeq lists its product as uncharacterized. The record is from RefSeq and is a predicted model, not a curated record. Lineage: Eukaryota; Viridiplantae; Streptophyta; Magnoliopsida; Rosales; Rosaceae. Gene Ontology annotation, molecular function: nucleic acid binding; RNA-DNA hybrid ribonuclease activity. The transcript is spliced from 5 exons. Bases 1 to 2937 code for a protein of 978 amino acids.